Molecule: messenger RNA, 1379 nt
Organism: Pelagomonas calceolata
Lineage: Eukaryota; Pelagophyceae; Pelagomonadales; Pelagomonadaceae
Source: the annotation of a GenBank genome assembly
AGCGUCCGACCGAGGUGGUCAGUGCUACAAGACGCAAUCGAACUGGCAGGCGCUGACAGGCGCUGCCAGGACUCCUGUGCGGCCUGUCAAGGACUGCUGGAUCACUCAUGGCUCGCCGCAUCCUCACACUUUGCCUGACGACCCUACGCAUCGAUGCUCUCCUGGCACCGCCAGCAAGGCUGAGGCAUAGAGUCCUGUGCCGCGCGUCGGACGACGAGGCCCCCGAGGUGGAGGAGGACUGGCGCGCAUUUCGGGCGAGAUUGGUCGCCGGCGGCAUCCCGACGACGACCGAUGCAGAUGAGCCAGCGCCAGCGCCGGCGCCGGCGGAGGAGCGCCAGGGCCUGGACGAGGACAACGUCAAGCUCGCGACCUCCCAAUCGAAGCGACAGGGCGAUAUGUUAAGAGAGGGCACGUGGGCGCACGAGGUCGGCGCGCCCGAGGUCGGCGGUCUGUUGCUGCGACUGCCGCUCGAGACGCAGCUCGCGGUUGCGAAGGACUCGCACUGGGGCCAGGAGCUGCGGCGAUUCGCGAAGCAGGAGGUAACUCGAGCGGCGAUGGAGGACGCGCGGCGAAAAGGGCUGCCGGCGUCCGAGGCGCCGCCGCCAGAACCUGUGGUGGAGACAGAGGCGGCUUUAUAUAGAACCGCGGGCCGGUUCCUGCGGGCGCAGCUCCAGCGCAUAGCACAAAAGGGACAAGUAGACGGCUCCGGGCGCUUGGCUAUCGAUCCGCGGUCACUGGGUGAUGCCGAUCGGCAACUCCUGGACAUGCACCAGCGCUACCUCGGCUCCUGGCAGGAGGUCGUCCUCGUGAUCAAGGACGACGCGGACGGCGCGGUAGGCGUCGUGCUGAACCGGCCAGCCGCUACCGAGGGCGCGCCUCAUCUUAGUAGGGCGCUCGUCGAGGCGCUCGAGAGUGAUGGAGGCGCCAAGGUUACUACAGAUGCUUUCGACGGAGCGUUCGGGAAGACGAUCGCCGCCUACGUCGGCAAGCCGGCAGCCAGAGAGGGUGGCUCGGCAAACAAAGCCAUGGUCGUCCACGGCCUCGAAGAGUUGGAGGGCGCGCGGGAGCUGGCUCCGAACCUGGGAAUUUAUCGCGGCGGCGCGGCGGCGGCGGCGGAGCGCGUCCGCGCGGGCACGGCGGAGCCGCUCGACUUCCGGUUUUUCAUAGGGCGCUACGAGUGGGGCCCGGGGGAGUUGGCCAAGGACGUCCGCGACGGCGUCUACCGGCCGGCGGCCUGCUCGCGCGGCGUCGCGCUGAAGCAGUGCCUCGGGCUGCCGAAGCCGCUCUGGCACGAGGUCAUGGACAUGCUCGGCGGUAGCUCGGCGGACGUGUCCGCGCUCGAGCUCGCGCGACGUAGUGACCAAUAACUUAGUAAAACA